UGGCUAUUUUAGGAAUAGAGUCAGACGGUUAUUGUGAUGUCUGAAGCUUAUCUGUAUUGUUGAGAGCUAGAGCUGAAGCUUAUCUAGAGACAUGUAAAUGUAAAUAUGGAUAUAUCAACAACUACAUCCAGGCAUCGAUUCCCUAGAAACAUGUAACAGGAAGAGACGACAAUGGAACUUCCCAUCAUUCUCUUCUGCAUCUCACUAAUUUUCUGGUGGUUCAUCAUCAAACCAUAUGUCUAUUCUAAAUCCAGAAAGCUACCACCAGGUCCAACUGGUAUCCCAAUAGUCGGCUCACUUUUAGAACUAGGUUCAAAACCCAACCAAUCACUAGCCGAGCUAGCUAAAAUCUACGGCCCUCUGAUGACUCUAAAACUCGGUUCGGUCACAACCAUAAUCGCCUCCUCCCCAGAAACAGCCAAAGAAAUCCUCCAAAAACACGACAAAACAUUCUCAGCGCGCACAGUUCCCCAUGUCGUCGCCUCCCAACCAAACCCAGAAGCCACAUUAGCAUGGGUCCCAGCCGACAACAUGUGGAGGAACAAGAGAAAAAUAUGUAACACGCAGUUGUUCACUAACCAAAGACUCGAUUCUCUCCAAGAACUCCGCCACCAAAAGGCUGAACAACUUGUGAGUCAUAUUAGAAAACGGUGUGAGAGUGGCUCGGCUGUUGAUAUAGGACACGUGGCGUUUGCGAUGACGUUGAAUUUAAUAUCGAACACGAUUUUCUCGAUUGAUAUGGUUGACCAGGAAUUCGAGACGGCUCAAGAGUUUAAGGAUUUGGUCUGGACUAUCAAUGAGGAUGCUGGGAAGCCUAACUUGUCUGAUUAUUUUCCGGUUCUGAGGUGGCUAGAUUUGCAAGGAGUGAAACGUCAUAUAACGCCAGCGUAUUUACGAUUGCAUGAGAUAUUUGAACAAGAAAUCGAAAAGAGACUAGAAUCAAGAAGUAACUCGGGGAUGAAAAAGAAAGAGGAUUUCUUGGAUGUACUUCUUGAUGAAUGUGAAGAUGAAGGGUCCGGAUUUGAUCGCAAAACUAUCAAGCCUCUUAUCCUGGAUUUAUUCAUCGCCGGAAGUGACACAUCCGCCAUAACAACAGAAUGGGCAAUGGCAGAACUUCUUCGAAAACCUCAAGAACUCAACAAAGUACGACAAGAAAUUAUUGAACAAAUAGGCUCAGAAAGGCUAGUGAAAGAAUCGGACAUCGACAAACUUCCAUACCUUCAAGCAGUUGUAAAAGAAACCUUGAGACUACAUCCCCCAGUUCCAUUACUCGUACCACGUAAAGCUUUGAGCGACACAGAAAUGUUCGGUUACACCGUGCCCAAAAAUAGUCAAAUUUUCGUGAAUGUUUGGUCAAUGGGAAGAGACCCAAAGUACUGGGAAAAGCCACUAGAGUUUCUGCCCGAAAGAUUCAUUAAAUCUAGUGUGGAUUACAAAGGUAGGGAUUUUGAGUAUAUACCGUUUGGCACGGGCCGGAGAAUUUGUCCUGGAAUGCCGCUUGCUAUAAGGAUGGUGAAUUUAAUGUUGGCUUCUAUUGUUCAACCAUUUAAUUGGAAGUUGCCAAAAGGGUUGGCACCAGAGAAUUUGGACACGGUGGAACAAUAUGGACUUACCUUGAGGAAGGCUAUUCCUCUUGUUGCCAUUCCUAGUAUGGAAGAAAAUUACAAGGUCAUGUUUUAAGUCUCUCUCUAUCUAUCUAUGUAAAAUAUGGAUGAUAUGUACAUGUCCUUAACAUUUUGAUUUUAUGGCUACUCAUUAAUUAAGAAGGGGGAAAUAUCAUUUGCUUA
Lycium ferocissimum is the source of this 1787-nucleotide messenger RNA. Its product is annotated as geraniol 8-hydroxylase-like. Lineage: Eukaryota; Viridiplantae; Streptophyta; Magnoliopsida; Solanales; Solanaceae. The record is from RefSeq and is a predicted model, not a curated record. The transcript is spliced from 2 exons. Gene Ontology annotation, molecular function: iron ion binding; monooxygenase activity; oxidoreductase activity, acting on paired donors, with incorporation or reduction of molecular oxygen. The coding region runs from base 172 to 1680 and encodes 502 amino acids.